CGCACGAACCGGGCAGUAAUUACCAUCAAUUGACACUUCUUACUUUUCUGGUUAAAUUCCCAAAAGUUACCCCCUAAAAGAAUCGAACUUUUCGUGAUUCGAAGGGUCCUCUCUUAUCGAUUUACAUCUUCAAUGGCCGAGUUCGAACUUAAAACUGCGCCAGCAGAUUUUCGAUUCCCAACAACCAACCAAACUCGACACUGUUUCACACGCUACAUUGAGUUUCACAGGUGUGUUACUGCUAAGGGAGAAGAAUCCGGUGAUUGUGGGAAGUUUGCCAGGUACUAUCGUUCCCUUUGCCCUGGCGAAUGGGUUGAGAAGUGGAACGAGCAGAGGGAGAAUGGAACAUUCCCAGGGCCUCUAUAAUACAAAACCAUGUCAAGAUUGGUUGUGCAUUUUACCUUUUGGUUUGAAACUGUUAUUAUAAGUUAUUAAUUGAUUAAUAAGGCAUUAUUGCGAACAUGUUAUCGUUUAACUCUAAUGCUUCAUCGUUGCAUAUAAACAUGUUGGCCAAGACGAACUUUUGAGGAGUUUCGUCUGUUAACCCGUACCAUUUUUUGCUCGCUAUUAAAAGCAUUUGUGUUGAUUUUAAAUUUCUUGGCACUUUGGAUA
Messenger RNA from Olea europaea var. sylvestris, 612 nucleotides. Its product is annotated as cytochrome c oxidase subunit 6b-2-like. Bases 133 to 366 code for a protein of 77 amino acids. Lineage: Eukaryota; Viridiplantae; Streptophyta; Magnoliopsida; Lamiales; Oleaceae. The record is from RefSeq and is a predicted model, not a curated record. The transcript is spliced from 4 exons. Gene Ontology annotation, cellular component: mitochondrion; respiratory chain complex IV.